Messenger RNA from Colletotrichum costaricense, 228 nucleotides. RefSeq lists its product as uncharacterized. NCBI's taxonomy places the organism in Eukaryota, Fungi, Ascomycota, Sordariomycetes, Glomerellales, Glomerellaceae. The transcript has a single exon. The coding region runs from base 1 to 228 and encodes 75 amino acids. The record is from RefSeq and is a predicted model, not a curated record.
AUGUCGCUCGUUCGUCUGCUUGAUCCAAUAGCACUUGGCCGGAGCUUGUCGAUGGUCCUCGGGAAACCGAUACGGGAUCCCACCCGUGCGACGGCCUACGUCGAUCCUCUGGGCGCCUCUCCCGCUUUCAGCACCGUCGGCGGUGUCAUCACCAUCUUCACCUGGGCAACAAGAGCAAUACGUCUGCGCCAGGUUAAGCAAAUGACGGAUGGGAUGCAUUUCCGAUGA